AUGAGCAGCAGUACUUCGUCUCAAUCGCUUGAGAGCAUUUUCAGUGAUCCAGAAUCUUACUCUUCAGAGUCCCCGUCUCCUGAUCCUGUGCCGCCUCCGCUUAUACCUCUGCCGCCUCCGCAGUGCGACGACUGGCACCACUGCGAUCCCACAGGUAUCAACUGUGGUGGUACCUUUCAUGUUUGUCCAGGCUUCGACCCUGUCGGCGGAAAUGUCACUUACGGCCCCGUUCCCAUCUUUCAUCCAGCGCCUCCGGCAGGUAUGGGAUUCGCAGCUAGAGUGUGCGAUCAAUGUCGCCAACACGACAACGGCAUUCCUCAUCCAAAGAACGUCCAAGUACGAACAUGGGCUGAUGCUAACGCGUAUUCCGGUAACUUGAUACAGCUAUGCCACUCAUGCAUCCAGGACGAGGUAGAGCUAUACUGGCAGCGACUCAGUCUCAACACGCCAGUCCCGGCCCUCCCAGCCGGCGCAUCGCCCUCCCUCUUCGACGCCCAACAAUGGCCCACGACCGCCAACACCGAGCAAAACCUGUGCAUCUGCCACUCCAGAGCAAUUGCCACGUACGACCGCUAUUGUCACCAGUGCCGCGACCAAGGCUUUCAACGCUGGUUCACCGCUGCUUACCACGCCAACGAACAGUUCCUCAGAACCAAGACAAAACCCGUCAUCACAGGUCAGAAAUUAUGUGACUUACACGCCCCACACAAUACCCAUCCAGCCCACCGCAUCACGCAACGCACCAUCCAAGCGCGGAUGAACGCUAGCAUCGGACGCAUGUGCCCCUGCGGUGAGCGACCCAAGGCACCGGAAGCCACGACGAAGCCCUAG
Messenger RNA from Ascochyta rabiei, 831 nucleotides. RefSeq lists its product as uncharacterized. The coding region runs from base 1 to 831 and encodes 276 amino acids. Lineage: Eukaryota; Fungi; Ascomycota; Dothideomycetes; Pleosporales; Didymellaceae. The record is from RefSeq and is a predicted model, not a curated record. The transcript is spliced from 2 exons.